UUGUUGUGUGGACUAUGUGACAGCUGAUCAUGUGGGAUGUGAUGCAAUGGUCCAUUAUGGUGAUGCAUGCCUUUCAUUGUCAGAUGGAAUCCCUGUGUUCUAUGCAUUUCAAGAUGCUGAAUUUGAUGAAGAGGAAGCCAUUGCUGCCAUUAUGCCACUUCUUGUCUCUCCCUCUAUUCUCAUCUAUCACACAUCCUUGGCUCAUGUAGCCGACGGCAAGGGAUGUAGAACAGCUGACGUCGCUGGUGACGUCUACAGCAGUUUUAAAAUGCGUGAGGAAGAUGUCCAAGACGUGGAGGGGCUCUUCCAGCCGUUUUCCCAGGAACGUGAUCGCAACGCAAGAUCCACCAAUCAGGAACGACUUCAUAGUCGCGUGAUUCGGAGGUUGAUAGAUAGACUGCAGAAGGAGACUGGUGUUGUAAUCCUACACUCCCCACUUGUGGAUAGGAUUGGUAAUGAGAGUAAUGGACAAGUCCUGUAUGGCCGUAGAAUCCCAGUGCCUGGACCCUUGUCAGCUAUCCCGCAUUCCUUCCUGUAUCUUGGUGCUGAAGAUGAUGUUGUGCUGAGGAAUUUCCUUCUGACUUUUCCUCAUAAGGACUUCCUGGUGUACAAUCCAAAGGUGAAGAAAGCUAAGUGUGUCUCUAUCUCUGAUGACAAGGUUCUCAAGAGGAGACACUACCUUAUUGAAAAAGCAAGAGAUGCCAAAGUCAUUGGAUUUGUCAUCAACUCUCUUAAUAUAGCUUGGAUUCCAGAUAUAUUGAAACACCUGAGAAACCUUGUGAAACUGGCUGGAAAGAAAUCAUAUGUCAUAUCCAUUGGAAAGAUGAAUGAGGCCAAGGUGUUAAACUUUCCUGAGGUUGAUGUGUUUGUAGCGAUUGCUUGCAUGCAGAGCUCCUUGAUAGAUUCCAGGGAUUUCAUGCAUCCAGUCAUCACUCCUCAUGAAUUGGAGAUCGCCAUGAAUCCAGAUUAUUAUCUGGAUCAUCUUAUCCUGGACUUCAACCAAGUCCUACCAGGAAGGGAUGAGAGCAUUCCUGUUCCUCAUGGGUCAUUUUCUGGAGACGUUUCACUUGUUGACAACCGAAUCCGGAGAGUUGGAGAGGGCCCAAUGAUGGAAGUUUGGGAUGUA
Darwinula stevensoni is the source of this 1126-nucleotide messenger RNA. NCBI's taxonomy places the organism in Eukaryota, Metazoa, Arthropoda, Ostracoda, Podocopida, Darwinulidae. The record is from the annotation of a GenBank genome assembly.